Messenger RNA from Oreochromis niloticus (Nile tilapia), 2951 nucleotides. It is a transcript of the gene men1, whose product is annotated as multiple endocrine neoplasia I. NCBI's taxonomy places the organism in Eukaryota, Metazoa, Chordata, Actinopteri, Cichliformes, Cichlidae. Gene Ontology annotation, cellular component: nucleus; histone methyltransferase complex; chromatin. Gene Ontology annotation, molecular function: Y-form DNA binding; transcription cis-regulatory region binding; chromatin binding. The record is from RefSeq and is a predicted model, not a curated record. The transcript has 12 exons. The coding region runs from base 348 to 2234 and encodes 628 amino acids. Gene Ontology annotation, biological process: negative regulation of cell cycle; negative regulation of cell population proliferation; regulation of transcription by RNA polymerase II.
CUGCGCAGGACUUACGAUCUCGAAGCAUAGGGAUGGGCCUAAGCGUGCACAUUUGCGCUCGAGAGAAGCGUGCUUGUUGUUGUGAGAUCUGCUUCGAGACGCAAACGUCGAGAUAUGCCUACUGACUUUCGGGCAGAUUGAGCUGCGCGGCAAAAGAAAGGGGACACAAACAAAAACAUGUGGCGCGAGCUGUGAGAAAACGGUGGUUUGUCACACGCAUUCACCAGACCAGAGAAAAGCGACCGCAACAAAUGUUUCCUUGUGUAUGAAUUAGAGUUCUUGGCGAUGAGCCAUACUGCAGGUGAGGAGGUACGCAUACAUCAAAGUUGUGACUGACAGCAGGCAUCAUGGGUUUGCACUCAGCCCAGAAGAAGCACUUUCCUCUGCGGGGAAUCGAUGGAGUCGUUCAGUUGUUUGAUGCAGAGCUCCGGAAACCCGAGCCGGACUUGGCUCUUCUUUCACUGGUCUUGGGUUUUGUUGAGCACUUCCUGGCUGUGAACCGAGUCAUCCCCAUAAAUGUUCCAGGGGUCCGUUUUGAGCCGCUGGAGCCGGAUUGUCCCACGUCUUGCUUCCCCACAGUGGAGCUGGGCAUGAUUUCUGCUUUGUACGAGCGGUUCACAGCACAGAUCCGUGGGGCUGUGGAUCUGUCGCAGUAUCGGAGAACUGCUGCGGGAUCCAGCCGAGAGCUGGUGAAGAAGGUAUCGGAUGUGAUCUGGAACAGUCUCAGUCGUUCUUACUUCAAGGAUCGAGCCCACAUCCAGUCCCUAUUCAGCCUCAUCACAGGUACCAAACUGGAUAGUUCAGGAGUGGCCUUUGCAGUAGUGGCUGCCUGUCAGGUCUUGGGUCUAAAUGAUGUACACCUGGCACUAUCUGAGGACCAUGCCUGGGUGAUAUUUGGUAAAAAUGGUGAGGAGACAGCAGAAGUCACCUGGCAUGGGAAGGGUAACGAGGACCGGCGAGGACAAACAGUCACAGCAGGAGUCAAUGAGAAGAGCUGGCUGUAUCUGAAGGGUUCCUACAUGAAGUGUGACAGAAACAUGGAGGUGGCCUUCAUGGUUUGUGCCAUCAACCCAUCACUGGACCUCCACACAGACAGCUCCGAGCUUCUCCUGCUGCAACAGAAACUCCUCUGGCUAUUGUAUGAACGAGGCGACCUGGACAGAUAUCCCAUGGCCAUGGGCACUCUGGCAGACCUUGAAGACCAGGAACCAAUUCCAGGAAAAGAGAACCCCCUGAAAAUUCACCUGAAGGCCGUCAGUUCUGCGCAGAAGCACUAUAACAACGAGCACAUCUACCCCUACAUGUACCUGGCUGGUUUCCACUACAGGCACAGGAGUGUGCGGGAGGCCCUGAGGUCCUGGGCAGAGGCCGCCCAGGUCAUGCAGGACUAUAACUAUUUCCGCGAGGAUGAGGAGAUCUACAAGGAGUUCUUUGACAUUGCAAAUGAUGUUAUCCCUACCUUGCUGAAGGAAACAGCUACAGCAGCAGAGAGUCCUGGGGAGGGAGGAGAGGGGACAGAAGGAGGGGACAAGGAUCAGCCCAAGCAGGCAGCAGCUGUCUCUGCACUGCAGGACCCCGAGUGCUUUGCCCAUCUGCUGCGUUUUUAUGACGGCAUCUGCAAGUGGGAGGAGGGGAGUCCCACGCCGGUCCUUCAUGUGGGCUGGGCCACAUACCUUGUCCAGUCUCUGAGUCGCUUUGAUGCUCAGGUGCGUCAGAAAGUGACAAUCAUCACCAAAGAGCCAGAUCCCCAGGACGACGAUGACCAGUCGAGCGAGGACUUCAGGGAAGGACGCAGGCGUGGCCCCAGGAGGGAGUCCAAGCUGGAGGACCAGAGCUCUCCUCUUUCUGCUGCUCCUACCUCCCCGUGCAGCCAGCCGGCCGCAGUGGCAGCUCAGCCCAAGAAGGUGGGAGAAGGAGGGCUCCGCCGGCGCUCCUCCCAGGGACUACGUGCUGGAGACAUUGAAGGAAAACCCAAGUCCCCCAGUCUCCCAGACUCCGCAUCUUCUCCUUUCUCCCCGGAGCAGGCGCCCCCCUCGCCAGCUGGCACUGUAAUCACCUUUCAGAGUGAGAAGAUGAAGGGGAUGAAGGAGCUCCUGUGCGCUGCCAAGGUGAACUCCAGCGCCAUCAAGCUGCAGCUCACCGCACAGUCACAGGUCCAGAUGAAGAGGCAGAAGAGCACUCCGGCGGGGGAUUACUCCAUGUCAUUCCUGAAGCGCCAGCGCAAGUCACUGUAGACAUCCUGAUUGUUGCAGGAAGAGACUGUAGGACAUACUGUGAACAGAGACGGGGACACCGAUUAACCUCGAUCCUGCUUGUCAACAUUUUUACCAGUGUUUUCACCCAGAAAGCCCUCUCAGUCAAUAUCCUCCUAGUUCGAGCAAUAUGUCUGACAUGCACAGAUGAUCUUGAGUUAAGCGUCACUUAUCAGGUUGGAACAUUUAAUUGAGUUUUUAUUUAAGAAAUGGUUUCUGGAGACGUGCCUGGUUUGAUCGUCAGUUUGCGUUUUGAUUGGCAGCCAGUGGGACACGCUGCCUGUUAGGUAUCCAUUACAUGCUGUCUGGAUGUUUAAAGCCAAAGUGAUGAGGACCAGAACAUGAUUUUCAGAUGUGUAAAAUACCAACAUGAACUAACCUGUUCAUGACUGAAGCCUCAGAAGUGAUUAAAUUUAGGAUAGUUACUGUGUAACAUUGUCCACUCUGCUCUACUGACAGCUUCUUUCUUAUCAGCUCUAUGUUGCCUUACUUUGCCUUUCUUCUUUUUUAAAGUAGGUGGCCUUUAGUUUUGAGAAUAGCUGAGUUAGACUGAUUUCUAACAAUGAGAAGAGAGCAGUAAGACCAUGCACUGUUGAGACAGAGCCACAUUAGAUGGCACUGCUCCAUCUAAUUUGAUUGACUUGUGGUUUGUGUUCUUGUUUUUCUAUCUGCAAUAAUAAAGCUCUGAUGAAAAAGGAA